Labrus bergylta (ballan wrasse) is the source of this 3246-nucleotide messenger RNA. The record is from RefSeq and is a predicted model, not a curated record. Lineage: Eukaryota; Metazoa; Chordata; Actinopteri; Labriformes; Labridae.
AUGGGGCCCGUACUGAUGCUCCUCUUCACACUUGUGUUCGCGGCUUCAACUGUCAACAACAACAGCAUCAACGGGUCUCAAAAUCAGAAGCUGGUCAUCGGUUUCCAGGCUCCAUGGAAUGUGUCCUAUCCCUUCAGCGCCAUGCGGCUCGGCUCGGCCAUACAGAUAGCCGUGGAGAAGGUGAAUACAAAUCCCUCCUUCCUCGGAAACUACAGUCUGGAUUUCGUAUACACGGACACAGACUGUAAUCCCAAAGCUUCCCUGGGAGGGUUCAUCCAGCAGGUGUGGAAAGAAAAGGUUUCCGCACUAAUUGGUCCAGCAUGUCCUGAGGAAGCAGAGGUCACUGGUCUCAUUGCAUCCACAUGGAAUAUCCCCAUGUUCGGCUUUGUGGGACAAUCCUCCAAGAUGGACAACAGCAACAUCUACGAUUCCUACAUCAAAAUUGUGCCUCCCCUGAAAAGAAGCUCGGAGGUCCUCAUCAAGACCCUGGAGUUCUUCGGCUGGAGUCACGUAGCAAUGAUCGGAGGUGGUUUAGAUUCCAACACUUGGGACAAAGUUGACGCGUUGUGGAAAACUGUUGAGACUCCACUGAGAGAAAGGUUACAUUUGGUUGCUUCUGUAAAGUUUGAUACCAGCAAUCGUGAGCUUGUUUAUCUAAAUGUUAAGUACAUCUCAACAGUCACCAGAGUCAUUGUGGUGCUAACAAACAGGGAUGACUCCAUGGCUCUGUUGCUGGAAGCUGAGCAACAGGGCAUGAUGAACGGAGACUAUGUUUUCUUCUUGGUGCAACAUUUUGAGGAUAACUUGUGGAAAUAUUCCCUGAACAACCGGAUUAACCAGGCUGCUAUGAAAGCUUUUGACAUGGUCUUCAUUAUUGGCCAGAAAUCCUACGAAGGCUACGAGUAUUACGACUUCUUUGAGCGGGUUUAUGAAAAACUAAAAGGACACCCAUUUCGGAGCAAUUUGACUUCUAAAAAAGAGGUUAGCCCUUACUCGGCCUACGUGCAUGAUGCGGUGCUUCUUUAUGCGAUGGGACUGAAGGAAGUCCUCAAAGAUGGCAAAGACCCUUAUGAUGGACGGCAGCUGCUACAGAGAUUAAAAAACAGAAACGGCAUUCGAUUUUAUGGUGCCUCUGGACUAGUCCACUUUGACGAGGAGGGGGAGAGGAAUUUGGACUAUUCAAUUUACGACCUGCAGCAUUUAGGAGAUUCUACUAAAUUUGUGCCCAUUCUCCAUUAUAACAGUCACACUAAAACUGUCAGUCCGACGUCCAUGUUUACUUCUGUGGUCUGGCCGAAGGGAAGACCUCCGUCUGAUAAUCCAGAAUGUGGUUUCAACAAUGAACUCUGUGAAUGGAUCACUAAUGAUAUCUUUCUGCUGGCUCUGCUUGUGACCUUUCCUGUCAUUGGCGUGCUGUCAGUUUUUUGCAUUGGCGUCCUAAUUCUGCAGAAGUUACGACUGCAGACGAGGCUCGAUGACUCCUGCUGGUGGUUGAUCAACUACAGCGACAUCACAAUCAUCAGGGAGCACUCAGGAGGUCAUUCUUUAUCUGUAGUCACCACAGCAAGUCAAAGUGUAAGCAGCGGCUCCCAGUCCACUUUCUCCAACAGCAGCUUUGGCCUGAGGGAUAACACGGGCAAAGAACAUGUCUACACCACCAUAGGUCUUUUCCAGGGAAAUCAUGUGGCCAUCAAGUACAUCAAGAACCCCGUUACCAUUGAUGUUCACAAACCCUCAAUUAUCCAAGAGUUUAAUUUGAUGAAAGAGAUGAAACACGAGAACUUGGUGCAGUUCUUCGGUGCGUGCAUCGAACCACCCAAUGUCUGUUUAGUCACCCAGUACUGCAGGAAAGGCAGCCUGAAGGAUCUCAUGACGGCUUCGGAUGUUGGGCUGGAUGGCAUGUUUAAGCUAUCCUUUGCUUAUGACAUCGUCAAUGGAAUGGAGUUCAUUCACAAGAGUAACCUGAAAUUUCAUGGGAAUCUGAAGCUCAGUACAUGCCUGGUGGACAGUCGACUCCAGAUAAAACUCUCUGGCUUUGGACUAUGGGAGUUUAAACAUGGAAACAGACCUAUCAUGCCAUUGGAAAACCCCAAAUAUCAAGAGAUGUAUUGGACAGCCCCUGAACUUCUGAGAAAAGGUGGUCUCCCAAACAAUGGAACGCCUAAAGGUGAUAUCUACAGCUUUGCCAUGAUCAUGUGGGGGCUCAUGUACAACAAGCUUUUCCCUUAUGAAGACAACAACCUGGAGCCAGAGGAAAUUAUCAUGAAGUUGCGGAGUCCUUUCCAAGGGGAACCUCUCCGACCACUGUUGUCUGAUCAGCUGUGUGAUGAGAACAUCAACUCAAUGCUGAGAGCCUGCUGGAAUGAAAACGCUGACCACCGACCCCCAUUUACAUCUAUAAGGAGACAGCUGAGGGGUAUCAGCCCUGAAAGUCAUGCAAAUAUACUGGAUAAUAUGGUGGAUAAGUUGGAGAAAUAUGCAAAUCACUUGGAGGAGGUGGUGGAGGAGAGGACCAAUCAGCUGACUGCAGAGAAGUCCCGUGCAGACAAGCUUCUAUCCAGCAUGUUACCAAGGUACAUCGCAGAUCUGCUGAUGGCAGGGAAAUCAGUGGAGCCACAAAGCUACGAAAUGGUGACCAUCUUUUUCUCUGACAUUGUGGGCUUCACCUCCAUGUGCUCCAUCAGCUCUGCUAUGGAGGUUGUUACCUUCCUCAAUGACCUUUACAGCCUAUUUGACGACAUCAUCAAGAUGUACGACGUCUACAAAGUGGAAACAAUUGGUGAUGCCUAUAUGGUAGCCAGUGGUCUGCCCAUCAGUAAUGGCAAUCAGCAUGCUUUCGAGAUAUCCACAAUGGCCCUGCAUUUCCUGAAGGCCAUCAAAGUCUUCAAAAUUCACCACAUGCCUUCAGAGAGUCUUGCAAUCCGCAUUGGGAUACACUCAGGUCCAGUGGUUGCCGGAGUGGUUGGCACCACUAUGCCUCGCUACUGUCUCUUUGGUGACACGGUGAACACGGCCUCUCGAAUGGAAAGUAACAGCUUACCCCUGAAGAUUCACAUCUCUCAGAGCACGGCUGACAUUCUGGUGCAGGAGGGAUCAUUUGAACUGGAGGAGAGAGGGGAAAUUGAAAUGAAGGGUAAAGGGAGUCGUAAGACCUACUGGCUGACUAACAAACAAGGAUUCAAUCCUCCUCUCCCUAUUCCCAACUCUCCAGCCACCAGUCUCAAACUACUCACUCAGGUACAGUAA